Molecule: messenger RNA, 207 nt
Organism: Babesia ovata
Lineage: Eukaryota; Apicomplexa; Aconoidasida; Piroplasmida; Babesiidae
Product: Type I secretion system ATPase, putative
Exons: 2
Coding region: 1-207 (68 amino acids)
Source: RefSeq, a predicted model, not a curated record
AUGAGGAUUUGGGCGAAGGACGCCGACGGAGGAGGUGAGGGAGGGGGUGAUGGAGAGGGAGCGAAGCGACCAGUGAAGGAGGUAGGUGAGUGGUUGAGUGAGUGGUUGGGUGAGUGGGUGGGAGCGUAUCCUCAGGACGUCGAGGCGGACGACGGCGAUGUGCAGCAGGUACAGGAGCGACAGCGACCAGAGGGUGAGCAGUGUUAG